Molecule: messenger RNA, 540 nt
Organism: Meloidogyne enterolobii
Lineage: Eukaryota; Metazoa; Nematoda; Chromadorea; Rhabditida; Meloidogynidae
Source: the annotation of a GenBank genome assembly
UUUUAUUACAAUUACUAAACAAGGAAGGAAAAUAAAUAUAUUUAUAUGGACACUUCUCACGGAACUACCCAUUUUCUUCCUUUUAAGGAAUUAAAAGGAGAAUGUUGUAUUUUUAAAAAAGAUGAAAAUUCUUUAAAUUUAAAAGAAGAAAUUAUUUUAAAUAAAAAUGGAAUUUAUCAAAAUAAUUACAACAAAAUUAGUAGAGAAAAGGAGAGAUUUGGAUCUGAUAAAGAAGAAAAAUUGCCCGUUCCCUCUGUCCCAUCAGCAGAGGAGAUGCUAAAUACAUAUAUGAAUGGGGAUACAAAUAAACAAAUAUAUAAAUUGGUUCUGACUGGUGGGCCUUGUGGUGGAAAGACUACAGGACAGGAACGUUUGGCUACUUUUUUUGAGGGGCUUGGAUGGAAGGUUUUUACUGUCCCAGAGGCCGCCUCAAUACUUUUGAGAGGCCGGACUCGUUUCCAGGAAUUUACUCCAGAACAGGCUUACCAAUUCCAAAAAGAUUUGUUGUUAACAAUAUUACAGCUUGAACAGGUUAAAUAA